Molecule: messenger RNA, 1941 nt
Organism: Anolis sagrei ordinatus
Lineage: Eukaryota; Metazoa; Chordata; Lepidosauria; Squamata; Anolidae
Source: RefSeq, a predicted model, not a curated record
AUGAUGCAGAUUUAUUAUGCUGUGAUUGACUGGAAAGGUUUCCUUAAUUCGCUUUCCUUUACGUGGUUCAUGGACAUCAUCUUCGAUGAAUUUAGGGAUGGCAAGAUUAACCUAGAUAAGGCCUUGAAACUCUUCAAUAAGAUGGAAAUCAGCUAUGACUACAUUCAUGUGAAAAAAGUGUUUAAGAAAAAUGACAGUCAGAAAAAGGGACUCAUCACCAUGGAAGAUUUCCGCGCCAUUUACCGAACGAUUUUGCACAGGCCCGAACUUAGUGAACUCUUCAACAGUUACUCGCAAAACAAAAAAGUCCUAUCAGCGGCCAAUUUUGUGGACUUUCUAAAAAAGGAACAGUUUGAACUGAAGGCUGAUGAACGAAGAGCUGGCUCUCUCAUUAGUAGAUACGAACCCAUUGAAGAAGCGAGAAAACGAAAGGAGAUGACCUUCGAAGGCUUCAUACGAUACAUGCUUUCAGAAGAGUGCAGCAUAUUCAAAAAAGAGAACAAAACUGUUUACCAAGAUAUGAGCCGCCCACUGUGUGAUUAUUACAUAUCAUCAUCACACAAUACCUACUUGAUACAAGACCAGCUUAUAGGGCCGAGCCAUCUAUGGGGCUAUGCCAAUUCCCUGAAGAGGGGAUGCCGCUGUGUAGAAAUUGACUGCUGGGAUGGGCCAGAUGGUGAGCCCAUUGUGUACCAUGGACAUACCUUGACCAGCAAGAUCACCUUCAGGAAUGUCAUCAGUGUGGUUCACAAGCAUGCCUUUGAGGCAUCAGAUUAUCCCAUUAUCGUAUCUUUGGAGAACCACUGUAGUCCUAAACAACAGGAGAGAAUGGCAGCUCACAUGCUACACAUGUUUGGAGAUACACUCUGUGUUUCAACACUUGAUGAUACUAUGCCAACGCAUCUACCCUCCCCAGAGCAACUGAAAUUGAAGGUCUUGAUAAAGAAUAAAAAAGUUGGCACCUUGGAAGAUACUCUUCGAUGGAGGGGUGGUUGUAAGGGAGAGGGAGAAACGGGAGACGCGGAAGAUACCUCCGGAACAGAUGAGGAGGACGACGAAGCAUCUGAGGAAUUGCUAAAGAAACUUGCUCAGAAACCUCCUAAAAAGGGCAAGAAGGAAAAGGAGCACAAGGUAAAAGUGGCCAUGAUGCUGUCAGAACUUAUCAUUUACACCGCAUCCCGGAAGUUUUCCAGCUUUGAAGAUUCGAGGGAGAAGCAGAAAUUUUACCAAAAUAAUUCAAUCGGAGAGGUGAAAGGCCAAAAGCUCAUAAAAAGGAGAGCCCCUGAUUUUGUGUUGCACACCCUCCGCUUCCUCACAAGAAUCUACCCCAAAGGAACCAGGACAGACUCUUCAAAUUAUGAUCCACAAGAAUUCUGGAAUGUUGGGUGCCAGUUAGUGGCCUUGAAUUUCCAGACACCUGGAGUCCAAAUGGACCUGCUAAUUGGGAAGUUUAUGGACAAUGGUGGCUCUGGUUAUAUCUUAAAGCCAGAAUUCUUGAGGAAGAGAGAUGCAUGUUUUGACCCAUUCCAGGUAACUGGGAAAUAUAAUCCAGUUACAUUGACAAUAAAGGUUAUCAGUGGUUAUCAGCUGCCUCCGAGUAACCUUUCCAAGAGUAAUAAGGCUGAUCCUCUAGUCAAAAUCGAAAUCCAUGGUGUUGCCGCAGACAUGGCAAAACAGCAGACUUCUGUUAUAAAGAACAAUGCUUUAAAUCCUAGAUGGAAUGAAACAUUCACAUUUAAUAUCCAGGUCCCAGAUCUUGCCUUAAUACGUUUUGUUGUAGAGGAUCAGAUGGUAAUAACUUCCAAUGACUUCCUUGGCCAAUUUACUUUACCACUUCUGAGCAUGAAUAAAGGUUAUCGCCAUGUUCCACUUGUCUCCAAACUUGGGGUCUCCCUCAAGCCUGCCUCACUCUUUGUGCACGCCUGGUACAUUGAACAGUAA